Molecule: messenger RNA, 984 nt
Organism: Salvelinus sp. IW2-2015
Lineage: Eukaryota; Metazoa; Chordata; Actinopteri; Salmoniformes; Salmonidae
Source: RefSeq, a predicted model, not a curated record
CCUAGCUGUUGCUCGUGUUUUAUUCGGCUUGUAGCCAUGGCUCGGUUCGCUGCCCUACUGCUUUUACCUGUUCUCAUUGAAUCGGUAUUUUCGAUUUCUUUCUUUCUACCUGUAAAUUCAAGGAAAUGUCUUCGGGAAGAGAUCCACAAAGACGUGCUCGUCACGGGGGAGUAUGACAUCAACGACGAGUCCAACACCAAAACCAACCUGAAGAUCACAGACUCAUCAGGACACAUCCUCUACUCGAAGGAAGAUGCAACGAAAGGGAAGUUUGCCUUCACAACAGAAGAUUAUGACAUGUUUGAAGUGUGCUUUGAGAGCAAGUCCCCAAUGGAUCGCCAAGGUGGAGAAGCUGAAGCCCCUGGAGGUGGAGCUAAGGCGGCUGGAGGACCUAUCAGAGUCCAUCGUCAACGACUUUGCCUACAUGAAGAGGAGAGAGGAGGAGAUGAGGGAUACCAACGAGUCCACCAACACACGCGUCCUCUACUUCAGUAUCUUCUCUAUGUGCUGUCUGAUUGGCCUGGCCACCUGGCAGGUCUUCUACCUGCGACGCUUCUUCAAGGCCAAGAAGCUCAUCGAGUAGAGAGAGAGAGGCAUCACCACUCCGCCCAGGGAGAGCAGCCAAUGCUUACCCGAUCAAUCUCCACCCGCCUCGGACUAACUUCGUCAAAACUAGAGCUGUGUCCGAAAUGACUGGAGGAGAUGGAGACCAGCUCACUGUCGAGGGGCGAAAGAGGAAUAAAUCCAAAAACAGAAACGGGAAUAAUUGUAGUCCUUUAUUGGACAGUGUGCCGGUCUCCAUCUCUUCCAGUGUUCUUAUUUUGACCUUUACACCUGGAACCAGCGCUAUUCAGUAGUAAGGACAGACUCCUAGAAUUCAUAUUUAUGUGUUUUUAAAUGCCAUCAUAUUUCCUCUAGAGUGCACGACUUUUUUUUACCAGAACCCCAUAGGGCUCCGGGUUCCCCCCCCAUAGGGCUCCGGGU